AUGACUGGAAAGUCUUGCAGGGCCACGCCGGAGGUCGGAAACGUUCGACGACUCAAGACAAGGACCGAUUUAUUGUCAUUCAGGCAGGCCAGGCGCCAACGGCUCUCGAACGCUACGACCUUACGUAACGACUUCCAGAAUGCAACUGGUGUGCGUGUAAGCAGACAAACUGUUAGAAAUAGACUGCAUGAUGCUGGCCCACAAAGGCCAGCAAUUCGCAUUCCUUUGACACAACGCAAUAUUCAAGAGGGUUUGCAAUGUGCGCAGACUCAUGUCAUAUGUACAGUUAAUGAUUGGACCCCGGUCCUCUUCACUGAUGAGUCAAGGUUUUGUGUGGACGUCACAGAUAGACGGGCUGGGGUUUGGAGGAGUCCAAAUAAACGGUUAGCUCCAGCAUGCGUUGCAGAACCUGACCGUUUUUUGCGGGGGUUCAGUUCAUGGUGUGGGUGA
Messenger RNA from Ruditapes philippinarum (Manila clam), 450 nucleotides. RefSeq lists its product as uncharacterized. The record is from RefSeq and is a predicted model, not a curated record. The coding region runs from base 1 to 450 and encodes 149 amino acids. The transcript has a single exon. NCBI's taxonomy places the organism in Eukaryota, Metazoa, Mollusca, Bivalvia, Venerida, Veneridae. Gene Ontology annotation, molecular function: DNA binding. Gene Ontology annotation, biological process: DNA integration; DNA transposition.